Platichthys flesus (European flounder) is the source of this 2141-nucleotide messenger RNA. RefSeq names its product major facilitator superfamily domain containing 2a-like 2 (gene mfsd2al2). Gene Ontology annotation, cellular component: membrane. Bases 1 to 1896 code for a protein of 631 amino acids. Gene Ontology annotation, biological process: carbohydrate transport. Gene Ontology annotation, molecular function: symporter activity. The transcript is spliced from 14 exons. NCBI's taxonomy places the organism in Eukaryota, Metazoa, Chordata, Actinopteri, Pleuronectiformes, Pleuronectidae. The record is from RefSeq and is a predicted model, not a curated record.
AUGGCUUGUUUAGGAGAUUUUACAAAUCAGUUACAGACUUUAAAGAAUCGUGUUUUAACACAGAAGGAGAACAAACACUCCGGCAGUGAUGAUGAACAUCAUAGGGGGUCGGGGGGGAUCCCUCUCUCCAGGAAGCUGUGUUAUGCUGUGGGUGGGGUCCCACAUCAGAUUACUGCUGUAGCCAUAGGAGUUUCCCUGCAGAUUUUCCUCCUGGAUGUUGUGCAGAUGGAGGCCUACUAUGUGUCCCUGAUUCUGUUUAUGAGUCGGGCCUGGGACGCAGUGACGGACCCUCUGGUUGGAUAUCUGGUGAGCCGCAGCAAACGCACACCCAUCGGCAAACUCAUCCCAUGGCUGCUGCUCUCCUCUCCGCUCGCUGUCCUGUCCUAUCUGCUGCUGUGGUUCGAGCCAGGGGGCGCCGUGUCCCAGCCGCUCAGCGUCCUGUGGUUCCUCACAGUGACCUGCCUGUUCGAGACCCUCAUGAGUUGCUACAACUUCCCGUACCUCUCGCUCAACAUGUUCCUGGGGGGAGAUCAGAAGGACAGGGACUCGGCCACGGCCUACAGGAUGAGCGUGGAGAUGGUGGCGAUGCUGCUGGCCUCUGUGAUUCAGGGUCAGGUUGUGGCCGUGUACAACACAGAGAAGCAGGAGGCCUGUCAGCAGCUGGAUGAGGCCCACAAGACGCCUCCGAGUUCAGCCACGCCACCGACUGCAUCGCUGCAGGGAACGCGGAAGGCCUUCCUGACCUCAGGUCUGGUCGUCGGUGCUUUGUUCUUCCUCUGCAGCCUGGUUCUCGUCUUCGGGGUGAAGGAGCAGCCGGCUCCUGUCGGCUCUGAUGACAAAGCUCGACCUUCCUAUCUCACCUCGCUGAAGAUGCUGAUACGUCACAUUCCUUACCAGCGGCUGGUGCUUGGAUUCGUGUUCAGUGCUCUUGCAUUUCAGAUGUCGUGGAGUAAUUUUGCACUGUUCUGCAGCCAUGCAGCCGGACUGGGAGCCCAGUUCCCCUACCUCCUUCUGGCUUUACUGACCUCUGCCUCAGUAGCAGUUCCUCUGUGGCAAGCCGUUCUUCUGAGAGUCGGAAAAAAGACCACACUCUUCAUCGGACUGUCGUUCUUCAUCCCAGCAGUGACCAUCAUCGCCUGUGCUCCCAGUAGCCUGCCUCUCUUUGUGAUUAUGUGUAUUCUGAUGGGAUUGAGCGUGGCGACUGUGUUCCUGCUGCCGUGGUCGAUGCUCCCAGAUGUGCUGGACGACUUCGCCGUGAAACACCCGACCUGUUCGGACCUGGAGCCUCUGUUCUUCUCCUGUUACGCCUUCUGCAGUAAGCUGGCUGGAGGCCUGUCGGUUGGGAUCUCAACCCUGGUCUUACAGUUUGUUGGCUACAGAGCGGGUGCGUGUGACCAUGGUGAGGGAGUGGUGACGGCUCUGAUGGUUUUGUUCGCACCAGUUCCCAUCGCACUCCUGCUGAUAGCGAUGGUCUUCUUCUGCUCCUACCCGAUCGAUGAGAGGCGGCUCCAGACCGCGGACCUCCAGCCAGAAGCUACAUCAUCAUCAGACGCAAGAGAAAACACGGAGCAGCUUCAUCCUAGUGUGAUACCAACAUCACAAAACAACACAAAGUCCGACACAUCGCACAAGUCAAACUCCUCACCUUGCUGUUACAGUCAGGAUGGAUCCUAUUUAGUGAAGUUGUGUGCACCUUCAGACGUACUGAGUCCUCCUGCAGAAAACAACAGGCGUAAAUCUGUUGUCCAGUCGAAAGAACAUCAUCAGCAUCAUAAACAGAAACUCAGCAAUCAAAAGAAUUCAGGUAAAACGAGGAGGAGCCGAAAUAUCCCUGAGAAUGACUCUGAGUCUUUUUCUAGCAGAACAAAUGUGAAAUCCAAAGUGUUGUGGGUUUAAUGUAGCUGCUUUCAAGAUUCCAGAGUGGGUGAAAUAGAGUUUGGUCCAAUUUAACGUCAAUAUAAAGCAUUAGUAACCAGAUGUGUUGUUAAAGAUAAGUUGUUGUGUUUUGCAAAUCACUCUGUUGUUUGAAUUGUUUUGUUGAUUUCAAUUCAAAGAUUUGUAAUCAUUGAUUUAUUGGCUCAUACAUGACUCCAUGUGAAAAUGUUGCUCUGUAACAGCUGGAUACACUGAUUAUAAUAUAA